UAGGGGGAGGCUGCCACCGGCAGGGAGGAGAAAAGAGGACUGAAUAUCUUUGCGCCUCAAGUGAAUUACGCGAAAUCCUACUCACAGAGUUCAAUACACCACAUGUGUGUACUAGUGAACGUUGUACGUGACUCUAAAACGAAUAUCUCGAUACUGUGUUGCUGAUGCUGGGUCGCAUCCAAAAAUCCCGGAUUUUUGACCUUUUGGUCGGACGGGGACGUGGCAGUACAUUGUAGGCUACUAAGGCAGCGAAAAGUGGCAAAUAUCUUGGUUUCCUAAAGCCACGUUCUCCAUAGGCUAUGACCUGGUGUCUCAAUCGCUGAUACUGCGGCUAGCAUCUACCACACUCUUCCUUUCAGCCCCUUGCUCAGCAUCCAUAAUUUGCAUCCUUGUGUGGCGGUACAGGGAGUGGCAACCUUCUAAUAUAUCAAACAAGCUCUGGACCCUUCUCUUGCAGGGAAAUUUAAAGUUGGCCGUCAAUAGGAUAGGCUACCGCUUACGCUUUUGUUGCACAAAGAAAGCUAAAAUGGAGAGAGACGGUCGCCAUCUCCACAUCUAGUGCCUCACCAUCCAGCCUUUGACAGCUGAGGACGUUCUCAGCUCCUUUCACAUCACCUAGUGUACACCAUGAACAUGCUGAAGUCGAGUGGACUUAAAAUCCCUGGCAGAGGGCCUAAACACUCCAGCCCAGUGGGUCGAACUUCGUCUGGGUCGACCUCCAGCACCGUUGGCCCCAAAGACAAUUCAACACACAAGCCGACCACGCCAACUCCUAGCAGCAACGCCUCUGACAAGUCCAGCUCCAAGACAUCGGAAGUAGGAGACGACGUCCUGGGAGACUAUGUGGUGGGCGAACGUGUAUGGGUCAACGGGGUCAAACCGGGAGUCAUUGCUUACUUGGGAGAAACCCAGUUCGCCCCAGGACAAUGGGCGGGCGUGGUCCUGAAUGACCUUGUGGGCAAAAAUGACGGUUCAGUGGGCGGUGUGCGCUACUUCGAGUGCCAGGCCCUUCAGGGCAUCUUCACGCGCCCCUCUAAGCUUGCCCGGCAACCAGAUGGGAGCGACACUCUUUCUACUGAUUUGCUGACAGCUCAGAACCUGACACUCCAUGGGGGGAGUGCUGCUCCUAGUGGCCAGCGAGUGGUGAUGCCCCUUCGGGAGGGCAUCCUCAACAGCUCGGUGAAGACGGGAAAUGAGUCGGGUUCCAAUAUGUCUGACAGUGGCUCGGUUAAGAAAGGAGGGGAUAAGGAUCUACGAUUGGGAGACCGCGUUCUGGUGGGGGGCACUAAGACGGGGGUGGUGCGCUAUGUGGGGGAGACUGACUUUGCCAAGGGCGAAUGGUGCGGUGUGGAGCUGGACGAACCGCUGGGGAAGAAUGAUGGAGCAGUAGCUGGAACCAGGUAUUUCCAGUGCCCACUGAAGUUUGGUCUUUUCGCGCCCAUCCACAAGGUUAUCCGUAUAGGCUUUCCCUCCACCAGCCCGGCCAAGGCCAAGAAGAGUAAGCGCAUGGCCAUGGGCGUGUCCUCGCUGGCCCAUAGCCCCAGCUCCUCCUCUAUCAGCUCCGUCAGCUCUGUGGCCUCCUCUGUGGGCGGCCGACCCAGCCGCACUGGACUGUUGACAGAGACGUCGUCGCGCUACGCCCGUAAGAUCUCGGGAACCACAGCGCUGCAGGAGGCCCUGAAGGAGAAGCAGCAACACAUCGAGCAGCUGCUGGCCGAGAGAGACUUGGAGAGGGCCGAGGUGGCCAAGGCCACCAGCCACAUCUGUGAGGUGGAGAAGGAGCUCGGCGCUCUCAAGGCCCAGCACCUGCAGUACAUUACAGAGACUGAAGGCAACCUUCAGCAAGUGCGAACUGCAUUGGCCAGCACUCAGAAAGACAAAGUAGAGCUGGCAAAUCAACUUGAAGAAGAGAAAAGGAAAGUUGAGGAUCUUCAGUUCAGAGUGGAAGAAGAAUCCAUCACCAAAGGAGACCUUGAGACUCAGACGAAAAUGGAGCAUGCCCGUAUUCGGCAGCUCGAGCAAAGUCUGUACCUCGAAAAAUCGAGAGCAGAAAAACUUCUGAAAGAAUUAGAGGAGAAGAGGGGCAGACGCAGACUUGAUGCAGUACCCUUGAGGUUGGGUAAGAGAAACCAGCAAACCACGGUUGAGGAGAAGAGCCGUGUUGCACAGUUGGAGGACGAGCUGGCCCUGCGGCAGGCUGAGAUUGUUGACCUCCAGGGGCGGCUCAGUGGUCCUGGCUCAGGGUCCCCCCGGCCUUCCGAGGAUGGGGAAGCCAAGCCCCCCGGCUCCCACCCGGACACCCUGCUCCUGAGGGAGCAGCUGCUGACGGCAGGCCGCGAGCACCACAAGGAGAGCAGCGAGCUGAGGGAGAAGUUCGAAGCGGCCCUGGAGGCCGGCCGGCAAGAGGCGGACAGGCUGAGGGCCACGGUGGAGAAGCAGAGCCAGGAGAUUAGUGAUCUGAAGCAGAGGGUCCAGCAGGCCACCAAGGAGAACAUGGAGAUGAUGGACAACUGGAAGGUGAAGCUGGACACCCUAGUUAAUGACCACCAGCGUUCCCUGGUCGACUUGAAGGCCUCCAUGGCUAGCAACCACAGCACAGCUGAGGGCCAGCAGCAGGACCCCCAGGAGCUGCGCACCGCCCUGGAGAGCCUGAAGAUGGAGCAUCAGCUGGAAGUGGAGAACCUGAAGGCCAAACACGAGAUUGAGGCGGCGGUGGCGGCCAAAGAGCGUGAGGAGCUCCGAGCUCGUUUGCAGGAAGUCAAGAACCAGCUGUGCGAAAGCAGCCGGAACUGGAAGAGCCAGGAGGAGUCCACCGGCAACCAGCACGCUCUGGAGCUGAGGGGGGCCUUUGAGAAGCUGCAGAAGGCAGAAAACAGACGGGGGGAGCUUGAGAGGCUGCAGGCAGAGCAGGAGGGAGCCAGGGACAAGCUAGGGGAGAAGCUGGAGCUGGCCCAGAAGAAGAUGCAUGACUAUGAAGCCCUGCAGAAGGCAGAGGCUCAAAGCCGAGCCGAGGUUCACAGCCUUGAGGAGAAGAUAAGGAUGACAGAGAACAGGCUGCAGGCCAUGCAGUCUGACUACCACACCUCCCAGGAUGCUAACGUGAUUGAAGACAAUGAGAUCUCUGAAGAAAAGAUGAAACUAAAACAAAACAUUGAAGAAACAAUGGAGAAACUGAUAAAAAGAGAAAAAGAGGUCUCCACUCUCACGUCACAGGUUGAUGCCCUCAAAUCACAGAUUACUGCCUUGGAGGGUAAAGUUCGCUCAGGGGAGAAGAAGGCAGAUUCCCUGGUCAAGGAAAAGAUGCGCCUGGAGGCGGACCUUGAUUCCAUGACCAAGAAGUCCCAUGAUGCCUCAGGACAACUGGUCAUCAUUAGCCAGGAGCUGCUGAAGAAGGAAAGGAGUCUGAAUGAACUUCGAGUGCUCCUGCUCGACUCCCCCCGCCAUUCCCCUGGCCUGGACCGGGAUCUGGGCCGAGAGGUGCACAAGGCCGAGUGGAGGGUGAAGGAACAGAAGCUCCAAGACGACAUCAAAACCCUUCGGGAGAAACUGCUCUUGCUGGGCCGGGAUAGGGCAUCCCCUGACCACCGUCGUUACUCCAUGCUGGACCCGUCUGCCCUGGAUUCUGAGGUGAGUCGUCUGCGCCGGAGGCUCUUAAGCACCGAGGAGGCCCUGAGGAACGCCCUGGAACACAACCAGGAAGUGGACCAGCUGGUGCAGGCCAUGCGCACACACCCAGACAAGAGCCCGGUACAUGGUGGGGCAAACUCAUCCAAUGGGAUUCAUCAACAGGAUUCCCCCUUUGCUCAAGAUGAACAACACUGAUCAAGAAGAAAAGAAGACUGGGGACAAGACUUUGGGACAAGCAGAGGUCAAAUUUAAAGAAGAUGCCAGUAAUGCCGUUAAGACUCAGGACUGACGCUUCACUGGACUGCUCUUGAUGAACUUUUCUGUUUACAGUUACUACCAAAACAAUGACUCUCUAUCUCAACAAGUAAAAUCAAUGUGUUGCAAAAAAAGUAUUCUUAAUCUUAAAAACAGCUCAAGGUACUCUAUAAUGGUGGAUGUGAACAAUUACAUUGGACAAUUGAUACUUACUCUGCAUACUACCUCCAAUAAUGGCAUUGGACAUGAGAGAGAAUGGUAGUUUAUCAAAGAUUGAUUGCGUCCUUGAGGAAUUCUUAUAAGAUGAAUUAAUUUUAAACCAGAGGAUUUUAAGAAAGUAAGGAUUUGGCCUUAGUAAACACUUUUUGGUUUUAUUUAUUCCCCAUGCCACUUUUAAUCCUCCUUUUAGAUUAGUAGAUUUGGCCAGUUUCAUUCAGAACAACUCGCUAUGCUACUCAACAUUGAUAAACUAUUGCUUCUUUGCUAGCGAACAUGUGACUGCUACACUCACUUCAGACUGAAAUUGUGUGUAUAUGAAUAGAACUGUGUUAUUAUGGACCUGUGCAAACUGUAUGUAAAAGUGUAUUCGGAAAUCAGUCACACUGGUGCCAGUCCACCUAAAGUUAAUGAGAGACUAAUUUGGCCCAGGUUUUCCAUUGAUACCACCAAGGCAUUAUUAAAACAUGUUUAAAGCAU
Molecule: messenger RNA, 4578 nt
Organism: Osmerus eperlanus (European smelt)
Lineage: Eukaryota; Metazoa; Chordata; Actinopteri; Osmeriformes; Osmeridae
Gene: clip2
Product: CAP-GLY domain containing linker protein 2
Exons: 19
Coding region: 628-3822 (1064 amino acids)
Biological process (GO): cytoplasmic microtubule organization
Cellular component (GO): cell cortex; nucleus; microtubule plus-end
Molecular function (GO): microtubule plus-end binding
Source: RefSeq, a predicted model, not a curated record